AGCCGCCCUCCCCAAGAUGGCGGCGGGCAGCACAGCCGGAGCGCCAAACCGGAGCCGCACGGGGACCCGCGGCCCAGCGCUGUCAGGGCGGCAGCGGCUUCCAGGACGGCGGCGGCCUCCCGGGAGCUGUGCGAAGGGCUCCUUGGAGAGCAGGCAGCCGGCAGCUGCCUCUGCACAACCCGCGGGGGAAGCGCUGCCGGCAACCCCCGGUCCGGAGCGGAGCGGCCCGAGGACGCCGAGCCCGCCUUCUUCACACAAAGUGGCUGACAGGAGACGCACGAAGAGGCUGAAAUGUGAAAAAAACAGUCCAGGAAAAUCAGAGCUAGAAGGACUCAAAUGUGGAAGUGGAAACCUUGCUGCGUUGGGGGAAACACCAAAAACCUCUGAUGGGGAUCAGUGUUCAGAAGAUCCAGGAGACAGCAAUACAGUUCCAGAGAAAAAAAGUGAAAACAUUCCAGAGACUGAUGAAGACAAACAGCAGAAGGAGGGCAGUGUUCCUCUCAAGCCAAAUGCAGUGAAAUCCAGCGAUGCUUCAUCAGUAAUGGACAGUGAUGAGGAUCUGUGCAAUCGUGGCUGUGGUGAAGACGAGAGCAGCUGUGUGUCUUCAGAUGGCUCUAGCUCUGAGGAUGGGGAUCUCCCAGAGAAGCCAACAGAACGGGACAACAGCACUUUCUUGGAUGAAGACAGCAACCAGCCAAUGCCUGUGGCCCGGUUCUUUGGGGAUGUUGAGCUUCUCCGGGAUCUCCCAGCAGCUGCACUCCCAAGCACAGCGAUGAGCAGGAGAGAAUUCAGAAAACUACAUUUUAUUGCAAAGGAAGAGGAGGAGGAGGAGGAAGAGGAUGUUGUCUAAAACCAAUCUGUAAACAAAAUAAACCUUUUUUAUUUUGCUUUGCAACCACGUAACCAUAGUUGGCGGUGUUGCUAACAUAAGGUGUCUGUUUCUCAGGGAGAGAACUGGUAGAGUUUGUUUUUCUGGAACUGUCACAGUAUUCUUCCAUGGUUAUCUGGGGAAAAGAUGGACUAAAUUUAAAGUGAUUUGGAAAUAAUUUGUGAUUGAUCAUUUUGCCACUAAUAUUUAGGAAAAAAAACCCCAAGGCAAAUAGAUAUUGUCAGCUCUUUUCUAUAAUUUGAGCCCAUAUCCAGGCUGAACAUUUGGUGUCAGUGGGCCAGCAGACCAGCCAUAAGCAUUGCCUUUUGUGAGGCUUGUGUAAUGCAGCUUGUGCAGGAUUUCCAUGAGUUCAGAAUAAGAAUUUUGUAAAAAAAUAUAUUGGUGGUGAUAAAGGCUUUCUCAGUAUUGGACUUGGUCAAUGGAUGAACAAGUAUUGACAAGGAUGUGGGUCAGGCAACUAAAUAUGUUAUUUUGGCCUGCAUUUUUUGAAAAUAAUGAGCAGUCUUGGGUGAUAUCAGGAACUGUUAACUCACCCAAUGUUUAUUAGAAUACUUCUUUGAAAGUGUGAUUAUGCAAUAAGCUCCCAGAUCUUUAUUGUUAUAGUUUCUUCUACAUUUCUAAAAAUAUAUGGGAAAAUAUUAUCAGCAGAUGGUUUAAAUGCAUAUUAAUUUCUACAGCUAUAGCUUGUUAAACAUUCAGAAUCUGUAAGCCAGACAAAUUGUAUAUGUAUGAUAUGUUAAUUUGUUCACAUUUUCAUUCCAGCUGAUGCAUUGUUUCUCUCAAUGAUAUUUCUUGGCUCCUUUUCACUCUAAUUCUGUAACACAGAAAAAUCUAAUAUUUUAAUAGCAUAUUCAUGGUUUUCAGCACAACUCCAUCUUGAAGUAGCUCUCCCAGCUUUCCCUGAAUGCCAUAUUUGCUAGAAUUUCUAGAAAAAUUCCUCUUCACACACUUACUUUAGUUUCAGCACUGUGCAAAACGGUGAUUUUCAGUCUGCAGAAGUGUGCCAUACAUUGUGUUUGUCAUCAGAACCUUAGCUGUGAUGCCUUCCCUGUUGUCAAAACAGUGUAGUGUGCAUUAUUCCCAUCUUACUUACUGAUUCUGGAAAGAUCUAGAAGGGUUGAGUCAAUGCACUGGUAUUAAAAAUCAUGCAUUUAAAGUGCACCUACUUUUCAUGUCGAAAUGUUUGGGAUAGGGAUUGGGUUUGUUGUUGGAAGUAAAUUAAACUGUCUGC
This is a messenger RNA of Calypte anna (Anna's hummingbird), 2120 nucleotides long. It is a transcript of the gene C21H1orf174, whose product is annotated as chromosome 21 C1orf174 homolog. Lineage: Eukaryota; Metazoa; Chordata; Aves; Apodiformes; Trochilidae. The record is from RefSeq and is a predicted model, not a curated record. The coding region runs from base 17 to 850 and encodes 277 amino acids. The transcript is spliced from 3 exons.